Molecule: messenger RNA, 672 nt
Organism: Chionomys nivalis (European snow vole)
Lineage: Eukaryota; Metazoa; Chordata; Mammalia; Rodentia; Cricetidae
Gene: Hes7
Product: hes family bHLH transcription factor 7
Exons: 4
Coding region: 37-672 (211 amino acids)
Biological process (GO): regulation of transcription by RNA polymerase II; regulation of neurogenesis; anterior/posterior pattern specification
Cellular component (GO): nucleus
Molecular function (GO): protein dimerization activity; DNA-binding transcription factor activity, RNA polymerase II-specific; RNA polymerase II cis-regulatory region sequence-specific DNA binding
Source: RefSeq, a predicted model, not a curated record
ACAUUCUUCGGUCGAGGGUCAUGCUCUUGGUUUGAGAUGCUGAAGCCGUUGGUGGAGAAGCGGCGCCGGGACCGCAUCAACCGCAGCCUGGAAGAGCUGCGGCUUCUACUGCUGGAGAGGACCAGGGACCAGAACCUCCGGAACCCGAAGCUGGAGAAAGCGGAGAUUCUGGAGUUCGCCGUGGGCUACUUGAGGGAGCGAAGCCGGGUGGAGCCCCCGGGGGCUCCCCGGUCCCCAGGCCAGGACGCCGAGGCGCUCGCCAGCUGCUACUUGUCCGGUUUCCGCGAGUGCCUGCUUCGCUUGGCGGCCUUUGCGCACGACGCCAGCCCGGCCGCCCGCUCCCAGCUUUUCUCCGCGCUGCACGGCUAUCGGCGCCCCAAACCGCCCAGGCCAGAGGCCGUAGAUCCAGGGCUCCCAGCGCCGCGCCCACCGCUGGACCCUGCUGCACCCAUCCUUGGCCCCGCGCUGCACCAGCGCCCCCAAGUGCACCAGGGCGCCCCUAGUCCCCGCUGCGCUUGGUCCCCAUCCCACUGCUCCCCUCGCGCCGGGGAUUCCGGCGCGCCGGCGCCCCUCACCGGACUGCUGCCGCCGCCGCCGCCGCCUUACAGACAAGACGGGGCGCCCAAGGCUCCGCCACUCCCACCGCCCGCCUUUUGGAGACCUUGGCCCUGA